CAUGUCCAGUGACUGCCCCAGCCAGGGAAAAGUAGAUCCAAGAAACUGCAGAUGCUGAAGGCUGUUCAUGGUGGACUGUAGCCUGUUGGCCAUAAGAUCACAGUAGCCGUCGAAGUAUACUGCCAUCAUGCAUACACGACGAUUCAUCACAGAUGUUGUCAUUGCUUUCACCAAUGAGCCAUUUAUCGUCCAUGAUUCUGAGGGGUUGGUGACCGAGAAAGAGGCGUAGGAUCGUCUCCAGUGGCCACCCUGGUUCUAAAAGCAGACAAUUCCUGUAUCAGAGCCGUCCACUGGCAUGGGCCCCGCGAUCGACGGUGGUACGACGACCGCCACGCCUCCGUCUUUUUCUGCUUCCCUCGCGCGCGCUCUUAUUCCACUACUCUGGUGAAGGAGGUCAGACUCCGGACCAUGGUGGAGUCCUCGAGGCGGCACGGGAAGGGAAGCCGAAGCCCCACGUCCGGUGCAGGUGCCGCCGCCUCUUCUGAUGCUCCUCCUCCGGAGAGGGAGACGGGGAAGAUGCGGAUCGUGGACUUCCUCCACGAGCCUCACGAAGGGGACGACGUACUGGGCGAUGUCGGGUCUCCGCAAAGGGGAGACCUUUUCUGUAUCGAUUCUUCGGGUAGCCCCCUGCGGAAGUUCCUCCCUAGGUGGCGGCUCUUUCCCUUCCAGAAGCCGUCGCUCUGCAGCCGCGGUGGAGAGACGAGACCGGGAUCGGGCCAUACGGUACCGUCACCUCAUAAGAAGAUGAAGGGGAGGGAAAGAGGAGCGGAGCAGAAGGAUGAUGCAAAAGAAAAGUCGAAGAUGGCUGAGGGGAUCGACGGAAGGGAUUGCGUCCGCUCGCUGGACCCUCCCGCAGGACCUAGGAAACCUGAAGAGGUAUCUUUUAACCUAGGAAUGGGAAUAGGUAUGGCUCUCGCACUGUCCAGGUGGUCCACCGAAUUCAACAAAAUGACAGAGCUCCGGGUUCAAAUGGAAAUGUUGCUCAAAGAAAUUAAAGAAGAAAUUCCAAAGAAAGACACUGGUUUUGGCAUCAUAAGAUCAAACCAUAAUUUUGUCUCUUCAUUAUCGGAUUGUAGCAGGGAUGUCAGUGAAUACAACCCUAUCUUCUUCCAAAAUCACAGGGCAGAUUUUCAUAUGGAAGAGGCGAAGUCAACUGUGGAAUCUGAUAGGCAUUCAAAUAAUGAGCUUGACAAUGAGAACCGAAGUAUGGAUCAACUGGAAGCAGAGCUAGCAUUCGAACUAGGGCAGCUGCAACUGAGCUUAGGAGGGAAGGAUUCUAUGAAACUCUCAGAACAAGAGAGAAUAGAGUUAGCCCAUGAAGAGGCAAGUACUUCUGAAAGUCAUGAACCUUCAGAUGAAAACCACAAUGUUCAUUGUGGUGUUCCUGCAAGCGAACUGGAGAGAAGGUUGUACGAACUUAUAUGCUCGAGACAAGAGGAACGGAUUGCAGAGUUAGAAUCUGCGCUGGAAUUCACCAGGAAAAGGCUUGUUGAAAAAGAAAUCAAAGUUUCUUGGUGGAAGGACACAGGGAUGCUUGCUUCACCUUCACUACAACACGAAGAAGAGAUGCUUUCUGUAAAUUUGUGUGAUAGUGAGAGAGAGAGAGAGAGAACAUGAAGUCUUCUCAUCAUUGGUUGAUUUGGAGUGGCACAGAAGAGCAAGGAGAUCUUGCAUGAAACGCUGGAACCUGGAGUGCCGUUGCUGGUGUUCUGUGACAUGGUGAGAGACGGUGUGAUGCUGCGGAUUGAUCUUGAUAAUGCAUCCAAGAUGAAGAGGUCACUGUUGCAGCUUAGAUGGUUCAGAUUCCUCGAUGCCUGCCCGCAUGGUAAGAGCAAGUAAAAUGCAGAUCUAUCUUGAUCUAUCUGCCCCCAUCAUUAUUGACAUGUAUCACGUGAAAGUUUCUCGGGCCACUUUGACGUUGUAGAGUGAGUAGUGUCAAAAGGUGACGCCACGAUCUUUCUUCUUUGUCCUUCUGAUGUUUGCUGUACUGCAGAGCUUUUAGUCAUUAAGCAGGUCAGGUUGGUGACGAUGCUUGCUGCUGCCCUCCUCCUCGUUCUUUGUUGGAGAAUUAGAGCCUUGGGCCAUCUCUGACAUCCCUCUGCUUCGAUAUGUUGACUAGAAAGUCAACACGUUGACUUGGCAAUAACCGAAGCACGGUUUCCCACUCCUCCGAGCAGAUCAAAAGACGAAGUGUGUGUUUUGUGUCAAUCAAACAACGCAUGUUAAGUCAACCGAGUCUUUUUCCGCUAUUUGGAAUGAGUGGCGUUUUAGGCAUCAUGUAACUUCCCACACAAGAGGGUCCCACGGAAAUCCUAUCGCUGCCUCCAAUCAUGAAGCGAUUAGGUUGAUAGGGUAUAUAAUUAGCGGGUGCGAAUGGUGUUUGCUCUAUUUAAUUUAUUUUCUUGGGCUAAAGAAAACACAGAUUUAUUUUGUGUCGGUGAUGGCGGUCGGAAACGCGAUUCUCGGCACUCUCGAUUCCCCUUCUUUGAAAUAUCUAUUUAAACCCGCCCAACUUUCCCUCCAUUUCCUCUCAUCCCUCCUCUGUCUCUCUCGCUCGUUCGCUCUCGAGAACCCUAAACAUCUCUCCCACUUCCCCGUUCCUCUCUCGCGAUUCUUGGGUUUCGAUCCUCUCUCCGCCAAGAACGAGGGUUCUCUCUGGCUCGCCCUCCCGGGGUUUCAUAUGCUGCGCCCCCUCCCCAGCUCCGUGGCCGAUCCGAUCCCCGGCGCAAGAUGUCGAAAGAGAAAGUGGAGAACGGCGACGUCGAGAUCCGCGAUGUGUGGGCCAGAAACCUCGAAUCUGAGAUCUACGUGAUCCGAAACAUCGUCGGCGACUUCCCUUUCAUCGCCAUGGACACCGAGUUCCCCGGCGUCAUCAUCCACGACACCGGGGCCUUCCAGGAGCUCGCCGACGCCAACUACCAGUACGUCCGCGCCAACGUCGACCGCCUCCACCUCCUCCAGCUCGGCCUCACCUUCUUCAACGCCGCGGGCAGCCUCCCCGCCUCCCCCGACUCCGGCCGCCCCAUCGUCUGGCAGUUCAACUUCCGGGAGUUCGAUGUCGGCCGCGACCCCUCCUCCGCCCAUUCCGUAAAAUUCCUCGAGAAAACCGGGAUGGACUUCAAGAAGAACCAGGAGGAAGGUGUGGACGUGAAGUUGUUCGCGGAGCUCUUCAUCCCCUCCGGCACCGUUCUCGACGACUCCGUCUACUGGGUAGCUUUCCAAAGCGCCUUUGACUUCGCGUACCUGCUAAAGAUCCUCACUUGUAAGCCGUUGCCGGAGACUCGGGAAGGGUUCUUCGAAAUCCUCCAAAAGUUCUUCCCCCUCUUGUACGACAUCAAGCGCGUGAUCCAUUUGAAUGACAAUUUCCACGGAGGCCUCAACUCGCUAGCUACCUUGUUGGGGAUCGAGAGGGUCGGAAUCGCCCACCAUGCCGGCUCCGAUAGCUUCGUCACGGCCAUGGUCUUCCUCAAGCUGCGGGGCCACCCCGUUGUUGGGUCCAUGGAGAAUUAUGUCGGCUUGGUGUUUGGUUUGGAUGCGGAGACUGCACAGAUUUUUAGCAAGAAGUCAUGAAUUAGUGAUCCGAGAAAGGAAGGAGGUUUUCCUCUCACCUCAUCUUGCAGGUACGGUUCCUAACCGAAGAAACAUGUCUUCUUCCAUAGCUUGUUUCUCCUGCUGUUUCUUCCCGUCCACCUUAGAAGAAUGCUAUAUACUGAUGAUGGUGCUUCUUGGUUUCUUUUUGUGGAUAAUGGUGAAUAGUUGUGAUCUUUUUUGGUU
Messenger RNA from Musa acuminata subsp. malaccensis (wild Malaysian banana), 3774 nucleotides. RefSeq names its product protein POLAR LOCALIZATION DURING ASYMMETRIC DIVISION AND REDISTRIBUTION-like. The record is from RefSeq and is a predicted model, not a curated record. Gene Ontology annotation, biological process: asymmetric cell division. Lineage: Eukaryota; Viridiplantae; Streptophyta; Magnoliopsida; Zingiberales; Musaceae.